Messenger RNA from Lathyrus sativus (Indian pea), 1458 nucleotides. Lineage: Eukaryota; Viridiplantae; Streptophyta; Magnoliopsida; Fabales; Fabaceae. The record is from the annotation of a GenBank genome assembly.
AUGGAAACAAUUUUUCAUUCUCGUGUUGAUAGAGAGAUUGAAACGCUUACUGAAAGAUUACAUCCUCCCAGGGUUUGUAUAGACAAUAAUUCUUGCAAAGACUGUACUGUUCUAAAGGUUGAUAGUGCAAACAAGUAUGGGAUAUUGUUGGAGAUGGUACAGGUGUUGACAGAUCUUGGCCUCAUCAUUUCCAAGUCAUACAUUUCUUCUGAUGGUGGAUGGUUUAUGGAUGUGUUCCACGUCACUGAUCAAGCUGGCAAUAAGGUCACUGACAAUAACCUCAUGCAAAAAAUUGAGAAGGAACUAUGUGACACAAAAGCAAAAGAGGACAUAGAUGAUGAAACAGAACUCGAAAGCCGCGAGGAAUUAGAGUCAUAUUACACAAAACUAAACGUGUCGACCGAGAACACAGCAUUGGAGAUGAGUGGGAUGGAUAGACCGGGUCUGUUAUCUGAAAUAUCAGCAGUGUUAGUGAAAAUGGGCUGUAAUGUCACCUCAGCAACAGCAUGGACUCACAAUCGAAGGGCAGCCUGCAUAAUUUACGUAGAAGAAGAAUCCAAACCUGGUCCGAUCAAGGACCCUAAGAGGUUGGCCCAUGUGAAGGAAGAGCUGGAGACUGUUGUGCAGGCCCGUGGUGUGAAUGGAGACAGAAACAAUGUGAGGUUGAGAAACUUUGCCACCGGGCGCACACACACCGAACGGAGGCUUCACCAGCUAAUGUACGCGGACAGGGAUUACGAGGGUUGUCGCCCUUGCCAUGGAUAUAGUAGUGGAGAGCAUAAAAGGGGGUGUGAUGGGACUCAUGUGUCCAUUAGUAGAUGCGAGGACAGAGGGUAUUGGGUGGUGAAUGUGAUUUGUAAGGAUCGUCCUAAAUUGUUGUUCGAUACAGUAUGUGUUCUAAGAGACAUGCAUUAUGUAGUGUUUCACGCCGCCAUUAGUUCCAAGAAAUCCAUAGCCAAUCAGGAGUACUUUAUAAGGCACAAGAUGAAUAGUUUAGCUCUUCGAACACAAAGCGAGAGGGAAAAGCUCGUCUUAUGCAUUAUAGCUGCAAUAGAGCGUAGAGUCUCGCACGGUUUAAGGGUUGACAUUUGCACUCAAAACAGAAUGGGUUUACUAUCGAAAGUAACCCGCGUGAUUCAGAAAAAUGGAUUAUCAAUACCAAGAGUUGAGAUUGGAACACGAGGAGAGAAUGUAGUGGGAACAUUCUAUGUCACAGAUCCUUUAAAGCAUGAAGUGAAUCCAAAAAUAGUAGAAUUGUUGAGAAAAGAGUGUGGUGGAUCCGUCGACAUAGUUAUUGAUCACAAGUGUCCCUGUGGUCUUUCUCGAUCAUGGUCGUCCCCGCCAAUAACAAGUGAAAACAACGGUAGUAUAGAGGAUAAGCGAAAAACUUCAAUUGGAAGCAUGUUAUGGUCUCAUAUAGGGAAAUUUUCAAGCAAUUUCAGCCCUAUUAAGUACUGA